AUGUCGAUCACAAACGGAACGAACGUCACCAAUGGCAACGGUGCCUCUCACACCAAUGGCCAUGCUAAUGGCCAUGCUAAUGGUACUAAUGGCCAUGCUAAUGGUACUAAUGGCCAUGCUAACGGUGCCAACGGCACCAACGGCCAUGUUAAUGGUGGUUCGCACGAGAACGGUAUCAAUGGUUUGCACGUGGAUGACGCUAACAAUAAUGUCAUUCCCGUCGCAAUCUGCGGUAUGGGUCUCCGACUCCCUGGAGGAAAUCACACUCCUCAGGAAUUCUGGCAGUUCCUCGUCAACAAAGGGGACGGCAGAGUCCGAGUUCCAAUGACACGUUAUAACGUGUCAGCCUAUCACGAAACCACAAAGCGGCCUACAACUGUAGCCACUGAAUAUGGAUACUUCCUUGACGAAAGUGUCAAACUCGGUGCCUUGGAUACCAGUCGGUUUUCCAUGAGCCGUUCCGAUGUCGAGUUUUCUGACCCUCAGCAACGACACCUAUUGGAAGUGGUUACGGAGGCACUAGAGGACGCUGGAGAAGCCAACUUUAGGGGCAAAAAGAUUGGUUGUUACUUCGGAAACAUGUGCGAGGACUGGGGAGAGAUGAUGAACCGAGACCCGCUCUGGCACGGUGCGAAUAAGAUUGAUGGUUACCAAGAUUGGAUGCUUGCGAACCGUAUCUCUUAUGAGUUUGGAUUGACUGGACCAAGCAUGACUAUCCGCACUGCUUGUUCAUCAGCACUGACAGGCCUCGCUGAGGCGUUUGCCGCGAUCCAAAGAGGAAUCUGCGAGGGCGCGAUUAUAGCUGGCAGCAAUCUAAUUCUGGCACCUGGCAUGACCCAGCAGAUGACUGAGAAGGGGAUUCUGUCGCCCAACGGUUCUUGCAAGACCUUCUCUGCUGAUGCGGACGGAUAUGCACGUGGUGAAGCAUUUACCGCAGUGUUCAUUAAGCCCCUAGAUGCUGCUAUUCGAGAUGGAAACCCAAUCCGAGCCGUCAUCAGAUCAGCAGUAGCAAACUCGGAUGGCAAGACCCAGGGUAUCACACAGCCCAACGGAUAUGCGCACGAGGCUAUGAUUCGACUGGCAUGCAAGCAGGCUGGUAUUAAUGUACAGAGGGGUGACAUGAAAAAAAUAUGUUCUUAA
Messenger RNA from Bipolaris oryzae ATCC 44560, 1140 nucleotides. RefSeq lists its product as uncharacterized. The record is from RefSeq and is a predicted model, not a curated record. Gene Ontology annotation, molecular function: fatty acid synthase activity. Bases 1 to 1140 code for a protein of 379 amino acids. Gene Ontology annotation, biological process: secondary metabolite biosynthetic process; fatty acid biosynthetic process. NCBI's taxonomy places the organism in Eukaryota, Fungi, Ascomycota, Dothideomycetes, Pleosporales, Pleosporaceae. The transcript is spliced from 3 exons.